Molecule: messenger RNA, 6684 nt
Organism: Chanos chanos (milkfish)
Lineage: Eukaryota; Metazoa; Chordata; Actinopteri; Gonorynchiformes; Chanidae
Gene: plxnd1
Product: plexin D1
Exons: 36
Coding region: 29-5731 (1900 amino acids)
Biological process (GO): regulation of cell migration; semaphorin-plexin signaling pathway; negative regulation of cell adhesion
Cellular component (GO): semaphorin receptor complex; plasma membrane
Molecular function (GO): semaphorin receptor activity; protein binding
Source: RefSeq, a predicted model, not a curated record
AACCCGAGGAAGUCGGUCAGAAGGAAAAAUGCCUCCUUCUAUGGAGAAGACAGCUCUCGUGGCACCACUAUUGUUUCUCGCCGUUUUUUUGACUUCAGACUGGACUCUCCAGUCACUUCUCGUCAGUGCGCUACAUAUCCAAGAGGAAUUUGAGUCUCCUCAUGAAACCAACAACUUUGUGGUGGAUGGGGUGUCACAAAGAGUGUAUCUGGCCACGGUGAACUCACUUUAUCAGCUUAACGGCACUCUGUGUAAGGAGGCUGAGAGGCGCACGGGUCCCGUGGAAGACAACCUGCUCUGCCAUGCGCCACAGCUACCACAAGCGCCCUGUGAGCACGCGAAAACGCUUACAGACAAUUACAACAAGCUCCUAGUGUUGGACCGUGAACAAGGUGUGCUGGUAAGUUGUGGUUCUGUGUAUCAGGGCUUCUGUGAGCUCCUGAAGACGGAGAAUGUGUCGCAGAUCGCUGUGGAGUUUCCAUCACCCGGUGCCAAAACCGUGUUCCCGAGUAUGCUCAACAUUGCCGCUAACCACCCUAAUGCCAGUACUGUAGGGCUCAUCUUCCGGAGUCACGGAGGCAACACGCGAUUGCUCGUCGGAGCGACCUACACGGGCAUGGGGACCCCUUAUUUCCCCAAAAACCACAGCAAAGAGGACCUUCGGUUUGAAAAUACCCCCGAAAUUGCCAUCCGCUCUCUGAAUAUCAGAGACCUCAACCGGCUCUUCACCUACGAUAUUAACCCCUCAGAAGACAACGUGUUCAAAAUCAAACAGGAGGUAAAACAGAAAAACAAACUCAACUUCGUCCAUGUCUUUACCCAGAAGAAAUACUCUUAUAUUGCCAUUAAUAACGAUGCCAAUACGGGACUUAAGGAGAGCCAACCCAACAGCAUACUGGCUCGAAUCUGUUUGGAUACGGAGACACCUCGCAAAUCCACCACAGAGAGUCGAAAACUUACAGAAUCCUACAUUCAAAUGGGCCUACAGUGUGGCACUAACUUGAACAUUUAUAACCGACUGGUCUCUGUAUACCCAGCCGAGAUCCACACAGAGAACGGACAGUCUACUGAACCGUACCUGUUCGGUGUGUUCACCAAGGGGAAUAAAAUUUCGGCGCUGUGCGCUUUUCGCUUUCUGGACAUUGAAGAGGAAAUUCACCGAGGCAGAUGGAACUGUUCAAACUCGCCGAGCGGUGAUGUGCAGGUGUUGGAUAGCGUCAUUCAAGGCUCAGGGGCUGAAUGCAAAGCCAAAGGGAAUAUUAAGCUGCAAGAGGAGCAGCUGAACUGCGGGGCGGCUCACCUGCAACAUCCUCUGGCUAUUCGUAGACCUCUGAAGGCGACUCCGCUUUUCGAGAGCCCGGGCCUCAGCUCGGUUGCCGUUGACAACGUACAUAACCACACUGUGGUAUUCCUGGGUACCACCAACGGGAGACUGCGCAAGUUGUCUCUAAGGAGAAACCUGUCUGUGGCCAGUCAGUGGUCUCUGAGACUGCCCCGUGGAGAAUCGGUGCAUCACAUUAUGACCUUUCACCCUAAUGACAGCAAUUACCUCUACCUCAUGACCUCCCACCACUUCUUAAAGGUGAAGGUAGCUGGGUGUGGUCAGUACAACUCCUGCAGUGAGUGUCUCAGAGCAGCAGAUGCCUACUGUGGAUGGUGCACCCUGGAGAGCAGGUGUUCUAUCCAGAGGGAAUGUUCUGGGGGUCCAGUUGCUCGCUCCUGGAUUGGAAUUGGGGAGGGGCCUCAGCAGUGCCCCUCCAUGACCCUCACACCACCCGAAAUCAGCCUCUCGGCAGAUAUCAAGGAUGUGGGAAUCCUGAUAAAUGGGAGUGUCCCUGAUUUGAAUGGUUUUAAGGUGGAGUGUGAUUAUGGGGUGGGUGAGGUCACCACUGCCACAGUACACCUGGACUCUGGCCCUGCCCAGAUCCAGACCUGUCCCCUCCUACAUCAAAAGAGAUAUCCCAGCAUCCCACAGGGCAAAGAUCACAUCACUGUAUCUGUGGAGAUCAAGGUCAACAGUGUGUCAGUGGUUUCAGGGAGUUUUGUCAUCUAUGACUGCAGCAGGACAGGGGAAAUUAACCCAAUGACUGCGUGCACUAAAUGUCUCAGCACUAAAUGGCGAUGUUACUGGGAUCAGCAGAGGAACUUGUGUGUCUCCAGUAAAGAUAACAUCCAUGGCUCUCUAUUGGAGAAUUCUGCUUCUUGUCCAAGAAUGCUCGCCCAGGAAGUCCCGCCCUCACCCACGGGAGCGAGUCAGGACUUUAGCGUGCCACUGAUGAACGUGCCUCAGGGCACAGAGCUGGACUGUGACUUUGGAUUUGGGCAGCAGUAUGAGGCCCACUGGCAGUCUGACCAAUCAUCUGUCAAAUGCAGUGGAGUGACAUUGAACACAGUGAUGAAGAGUAAGAUUUUCCACCUGAACCUGCGGAGGAGAGGAGAAAGCCAAUACAUUGACAGCCCUGAACCAAUGGCUGUGGAGGUGUAUAACUGCGCUGUUGGUGACAGCGAUUGCUCACAGUGCUGGGGCAGGGAGGCACAGGGUCACCUGUGCGCCUGGUGUGACAACAUCUGUCGCCCGCGAGACGACUGCCAGCCAAUCAUGGCACAGUGUCCCCAUCCUGAAAUCUUCAAGAUUGAGCCCCGGCGUGGGCCCGUUCAGGGGGGGACUCUGUUGACGGUGCAGGGGAGGAACCUUGGGCGCAGUGCUCAGAAUGUCAAUGUCUUUCUUAACACAGUGCCCUGCAGUCUGCUCCAGGAUCACUACACCAUCUCUGUCAAGUUGGUCUGUAAAACAGGAUCCUCAUCAUCACAGACCGUUGCUGAUGUGAAAGUCACGGUGGACAUGAAUGCAGUGGGUGUCUCUAAGGAGGCCUUCAGUUAUGUCAACCCCACUGUGAGCUCUCUGGAGCCCAGACACGGGCCCAUCUUUGGAGGGACCAGAGUCACCAUCCACGGGAAGUUCCUGGACGCAGGAUCUCACAUCAACGUUCGGGUGGACAGCUCUCAAGACUGCAGAAUCCUCAAGUGGUCAGAGGAUGUGAUAGAGUGUGUGAUGCCCGCGCUGUUGCUCCCUCGUGCUGAGGCAGUGAGUGUAUGUGUAGAAUAUGACAACAUGCCCUGUCAAAGCCUGUUGCUUAGGAACUUCACCUACGAGAAAAACCCCAGCAUCAGCUUCAUCAAACCUGACAAGAGCUACCUCAGUGGUGGCCGGACCAUUUCUGUGAUUGGACAGGGUUUUAAUCUGGUGCAGACAGUUACUAUGGAUGUGGUGGAUAUUGACAAAUCAGACUGCGUUGUCCAAUCACCUACGCUCAUCACAUGCCCCUCCCCUGCCGCCAGCCAAUCACAGCAGGUCACAGCUCAGUUCUUCUUGAAUGACAUUCUGUAUAAGGGAGCUAACCCAACCUACUCUGGGCAUGGCCAGGAUGAGGAGGAGGAGCCACAUGCAGGGCACUUUCCAAUGGAAUAUGUGGAGGACCCUCAGUUUUACACAGCCACUAAAGAGAAACUCAUCAAACACCACCCAGGAGAGCCGCUCACACUCAUCAUUAAUAAAGGACCAAGUGAGCUGGAUUUGACACCAGAUGAAUAUUCUGUAAUGAUUGGACCAUAUCCCUGUGACAUCAGUUUCCAUAACGACCAGCUGUUCCACUGCACCAUUAACGGUUCACUUGGCUCAAGCACCAGAGAGCUGCCUGUCACAGUGCAGGUGGGACACUUUAAAAGAGUGAUAGCGACGGUGCAGUUGGGUGGCAGUGAACUGGCUAUUGUCGUCUCCAUAGUGGUCUGCUGUGUUCUUCUUCUGCUGUGUACAGUGGCCCUGGUUGUGUACUGCACUAAGAGCCGCAGAGCUGAGAGAUAUUGGCAGAAGACUCUGGUUCAGAUGGAGGAAAUGGAGUCUCAGAUCAGAGAGGAGAUACGCAAAGGUUUUGCAGAGUUACAGACAGACAUGACUGAUCUGACUAAAGAGCUGAAUCGUAGUCAGGGAAUCCCGUUUCUGGAAUACAAGCAGUUUGUCACACGUACCUUCUUCCCAAAGGUGUGUUCAGAUUAUGAAAGAAGUUUGGUUCAGCCUAUCUAUGAUAAUGACCCCCUCGGUCCACGGGCGUUGCCUGAAACCCACCCCCUACUCAAGGACUGGCAGGCAUCCAGUACAUCCAGGCCGAACAUGGAAGAGGGUAUCACGUUGUUUUCCACUCUUCUCAACAACAAACACUUCCUCAUCACUUUUGUGCAUGCUCUAGAACAGCAGAAGGACUUUGCAGUGAGAGACAGGUGUAGCCUGGCAUCUCUGCUCACUAUCGCCCUCCAUGGUAAACUGGAGUAUUACACCAGCAUUAUGAAAGAGCUGCUGGUGGAUUUGAUUGAUGCGUCUGCCUCAAAGAACCCCAAACUGAUGUUGCGACGUACGGAGUCCGUGGUGGAGAAAAUGUUGACCAACUGGAUGUCCAUCUGCAUGUACAGUUACCUAAAGGAGACAGUGGGCGAGCCGUUUUUCCUGCUGCUGUGUGCCAUUAAGCAGCAGAUCAAUAAAGGAUCCAUCGACGCCAUCACAGGGAAAGCACGAUACACACUCAAUGAGGAGUGGCUUCUUAGGGAGAACAUCGAGGCCAAACCCUUGAACAUUAAUGUGUCAUUCCAAGGCUGUGGCAUGGACUCUGUGAGUGUGCGUGUGAUGAACACAGAUACUAUCUGUCAAGUGAAAGAGAAGGUUCUAGAAGCGUUCUAUAAGAACCUGCCCUUCUCCCAGUGGCCUAGAGCAGAGGAUGUGGAUCUAGAGUGGUUUCCAGUGGGGAGCACGAGUAGAAUCUUACAGGAUCUAGAUAACUCAUCUGUAAUGGAGGAUGGCAGGAAGAAACUCAACACAGUGUUUCACUACAAGAUCCCAGAGGGAGCAUCACUCGCCAUGAGCAUGAAAGACAAGAGAGAGAACACACUGGGCAGAGCUAAAGAUUUGGACACGGAGAAAUAUGUCCAUCUGGUCCCUCCUCAUGAUGAGCUGAUGGAGACAAAAAAGUCUCACAGACACAGCCAUCGUAAGAAAGUUUUACCUGAGAUUUACCUGACACGCCUCCUGUCCACCAAGGGAACACUGCAGAAAUUCCUGGAUGACCUCUUCCAAGCCAUACUGAGUAUUCCUCAGGAGAGGCCCCCGCUGGCUGUGAAGUACUUCUUUGACUUCUUAGAGGAACAGGCAGACAAACGAGGCAUCACAGACCCGGACACGCUGCACAUAUGGAAAACAAACAGUUUGCCCCUGCGUUUCUGGGUGAACAUUCUGAAGAAUCCUCAGUUUGUAUUUGAUAUUGAUAAGACGGAUCAUAUGGACGCAUGUCUAUCUGUUAUCGCUCAGGCCUUCAUUGACGCCUGCUCCAUCUCUGACCUGCAGCUGGGCAAGGACUCACCCACCAACAAACUGCUUUAUGCCAAAGAGAUCCCUGAGUACAAGAAAAGGGUGCAGUGUUACUACAGACAGAUUCAGGAGAUGCCCCCCCUGAGUGAACAGGAGAUGAAUGCCCACCUGGCUGAGGAGUCGCGGAAAUACAGGAACGAGUUCAACACCAACCUCGCUCUGAGGGAGAUAUACAAAUACGCCAAAAGAUAUCGCAGCCAGGUGGUGAGUGCGUUGGAAGCUAACCCCACCGCCAGGAGGACACAGCUGCAGCAUAAAUUUGAGCAGGUCAUUGCUCUGGUGGAAGACAACAUCUACGAGUGCAGCAGCGAGGCCUGAACGGCCAAACCCAGCAUCAGGGGGAGGGGACCUGAGUGGGGAGGGGACCUGAACCAAUUACAGGAGUUGCCAUUAGGGCUCUGAGCCAAUCAGAUUACAGGUUCUCCUGACGACCAAACCAUCCUUUUAUCAAACAGAAAACAAAUGGGAAUCUUCCUAGGAGUUUAAUUGAAUUUGACCACUGGCAGGCUCUGGAAUCAGACCCAAUAUGGACAUUUGGAAAUGGACAUAAAAAUCCUGACUGAAAAAGCAUUGGUGGAAAAAGAAAAAAAAUAUAUGAUCCAGUUCUCUCUCUGUUAGCCUUCCAAGUCGUCUCCUAGGUAUUGUUGCUGGUUUCUGUGAUGUGUGAAUCGUUCAGGGUCUCAUGUUCGCCCCCCUCCCUAACAUUUGACCCUGAUCUUUAUAGGGAAGCUUUGUUUUUUGUGUUUUUGGUUUUUGUUUUUUUUUUUGUUUUGUUUUGUAUUUUUUUUUUGGUUUUUAAAUUCUGUGGACUUUUGGGACCAGGAGUCCCGGUGGCUACUUCGCGCACUGACCCCACCCUGGGACAAGCCAACGAUGCACUGGACUGUAUAAUAGAUCUCCAUAGCAAUAUUUAUAUCUCUUUUUUAUUGCUUGCUCUUUGAAGUGGAAAAAAGUUAGCAAUUCAGAUAUGGGAGACUCUUUCUCUCUCCCGUAAUCUGCACUAUUCUCAGGUUUGAUUGGUUGAGAUGACAGAGGGAUUACUGAUAGGUGUUUAUAAUUACACAGUCCAUUAACUUGUGUACAACUGGCGUAGUGUUUUGUUGGUUGUGACUGAAAGGGGACCAGACCAAUCAAAAUUGAGAGGGAUGUUUUUGGGUUGCGUCUGAACCCUGAGUGAAUUGUUCUGUAUAUGUAGAAUGGCUCAUCUCUUGGAGAGAGAGAGAGAGCAAGAGAGAGAGAAAUUUAUCAAAUAAAGCAAUUACCUUUAUUGA